Molecule: messenger RNA, 1496 nt
Organism: Sitophilus oryzae (rice weevil)
Lineage: Eukaryota; Metazoa; Arthropoda; Insecta; Coleoptera; Curculionidae
Product: aldo-keto reductase family 1 member B1-like
Exons: 6
Coding region: 61-1188 (375 amino acids)
Cellular component (GO): cytosol
Molecular function (GO): aldose reductase (NADPH) activity
Source: RefSeq, a predicted model, not a curated record
AGUUUAUCACCCUCCAUUUGAUUGUCAAUGUCAGAUAUUCCAAACAUCUAUUUUUAAAACAUGUCAGGUAGACUAAUAAAGUCGUACGCUGGAAGCUCUCUAGCAAACAUCGGUGUUGCGUUAUUUCAAGGUAGUCGUAUCGCCGGAAAAUUUUCGUCCACAGUUUUAUCGAUCGAAAACAGCGGUCGGUUAAGGAGUUUAAACAUUUUGUCAAAGCGCGCUCUGUCAAAUAUGACAAACGUCCCUACUGUCACGUUAAAUAAUGGUCAACAGUGUCCAGUAAUAGGAUUGGGAACAUGGCUUUCACCACCUGGCGAGUGCGAAAAGACUGUCAAACAUGCAUUAUCAGUGGGAUACAGACAUAUUGAUUGUGCCUGGCUAUAUGGAAACGAGAAGGAAGUGGGAGAUGGAGUUAGAGCAGCUAUUAAAGAAGGGAUCGUCAAGCGUGAAGAUCUAUUCAUAGUAACGAAAUUAUGGAAUACUUUUCACGAAAUACAAGAUGUAGUUCCCGCUAUUAAGACGUCAUUAGAAAACCUAGGUUUGGAUUAUCUUGACCUCUAUUUAGUCCAUUGGCCAGUAGCGUGUAAAAAUACAGGACCUAUUGAUUUCCAUUUGCCUUUCAAGGAUGCUGUUUACUAUGAUCACGACUUUUGUGAAACCUGGAAAGGAAUGGAGGAAUGUGUGGAUUUAGGUUUAACUAAGAGCAUCGGUUUGUCAAAUUUUAAUAGUAAACAAGUACAGCGAAUUGUUGACAAAGCAAGGAUUAAACCCGUUAUGAACCAGAUUGAAGUAAACCCGAGUUUGACCCAAAAAAAUCUAAUCGCAUUUUGUCGGGACCGAGGCAUCCAUAUAACAGCUUAUAGUCCUUUGGGAUCUCCAGCAAGACCGUGGAAAAAGCCCGGCGAAGCUUCCUUAGAUCUUGAAGAUCCGAAACUUGUAGAUAUUGGAAAAAAAUAUGGAAAGACAACCGCACAAAUAAUACUUAAGUAUCUUAUUCAAAUUGGAACUAUUCCCAUACCAAAAUCGUCUAAUCUAGAUCGCAUUGCCGCUAACAUACAAAUCUUCGACUUUGAGUUAACUCCAGGAGAUAUGUGCGUCUUGGACUGCUACAAUACCAAUACUAGAAUUUGCCAUGCAGAAGAAUUAAAGGAGAGUAACGAAUAUCCUUUCCGAGGCGUUGCAUUUUGAAACAGAUUUAUUAAUAAACAAACUUAUUUAUAAUUAGUUAAGUCUAGAUUAGAAUGUUUUAUGUAUAGUCUAUACAGCGAGUGAAUAUAUGAGAUGUGCGUGAAUUCUCUGGUUACUUUUUUUCUCUGUCAUGUUUAGACAUCGCCCGUGAAAAUCAUAUAUUCUCUCGUCGGACGGACCAUAUAAAAAUUGCAAUGGAAAUACCGAACUAUACAGAAUAAAAUAGGUAAAAUGCUCCUGUUAUAUUCUAAAAUUAACAUAAAAAUGGAUAUGAGUAAUUAAACGAAAUAAAAUUAGCACUAUUUAAU